Molecule: messenger RNA, 2676 nt
Organism: Sinocyclocheilus rhinocerous
Lineage: Eukaryota; Metazoa; Chordata; Actinopteri; Cypriniformes; Cyprinidae
Gene: atxn7l3a
Product: ataxin 7 like 3a
Exons: 13
Coding region: 303-1433 (376 amino acids)
Biological process (GO): positive regulation of DNA-templated transcription; regulation of transcription by RNA polymerase II
Cellular component (GO): SAGA complex; DUBm complex
Molecular function (GO): transcription coactivator activity
Source: RefSeq, a predicted model, not a curated record
GUCACCCAAGAUCGGUAAUAGACUAGUGAUGUCUAACCGGAGCCAAAAUGGCAGCGUUGUUGUGUUUUCCAACAUCAUCUGUACUCAAACGACUUAUUCAACCAGGCAUCUAAUCAUUUUUGUAACAUAAUAUUUUCAUUAUUUUCAUAUGUACGUUCGUUUUGAGCAUGUUUGUUCUAUGUUGUCGUUAAACAAGAGAACAGCGGGUCCGUGAAUGACAAGACCCGGCCCGUUCAGUCUUGUGUUUACCACCCCUUUCUGCAUUGUCGACAAUGAUAGCUCUCCUACAAUAGUUGUUGCAAAUGAAAAUGGAGGAUAUGUCUCUGUCAGGCCUGGAUAACACCAAGCUAGAGGCCUUGGCUCAUGACGUAUACUCUGACCUAGUGGAAGAUGCCUGUUUAGGGUUGUGCUUUGAGGUGCACAGGGCGGUCAAACAGGGUUAUUUCUUCCUGGAUGAAACGGACCAAGAAAGUAUAAAGGAUUUUGAAAUAGUGGACCAGCCUGGUGUGGACAUCUUUGGGCAGGUGUACAACCAGUGGAAGAAUAAGGAGUGUGUGUGUCCCAACUGCAGCCGGAGUAUUGCAGCCUCUCGCUUUGCUCCUCAUCUGGAGAAGUGUCUCGGCAUGGGCCGCAACAGCAGCCGAAUAGCCAACCGCAGAAUAGCCAGCAGCAACAACACAAGCAAGUCAGAAAGCGAUCAGGAAGACAAUGAUGAUGUCAAUGACAAUGAUUGGUCCUAUGGUUCAGAAAAGAAAGCCAAGAAAAGAAAGUCAGAAAAGAAUCCAAACUCUCCCAGGAGAUCCAAAUCCCUGAAGCACAAGAAUGGAGAGCUCAGCAGUAAUGUAAAUCCAGACCUGUACAAGUAUAACUACAGCUCUGGCAUCAGUUAUGAGACUUUGGGACCCGAGGAGCUGCGCUCCAUACUGACUACGCAAUGUGGGGUCGUAUCAGAGCACACAAAGAAGAUGUGUACUCGGUCCCAGCGUUGUCCCCAGCACACGGACGAACAGAGGAGGGCAGUCAGGGUCUUCCUCCUUGGGCCGUCCGCGUCAACACUACCUGACUCUGAUACAAUGCUGGAAAAUGAUGGCUAUGAUGCCCCUGAUGGCCAGCUCAUCAUGUCUCGCCUCCAGUGGGAUGGUUCCUCUGAUAUCUCACCAUCAGACUCAGCAUCUUCAAAAGCCAGCACCAAUAACUCAGAAUCUAAGAGACCUAAGAAAAAGAAGAAGCCCAGCACGCUGACUCUGACUACCACUGGAAGUGGAGGAGAGCGGGACAAAGGGCAGGAACGAGAGAGAGGAGACCGAGAUAGAGUAGUAUGCGGCGGGAGCGGUAGCAGCAGCUCCCAGAAUGCACUGGGCCUGUCCAGUCGGAAAAAGCGACCAAAACUGCCAGUUCCCCCAGCCCUUAGCAUCUACGAUGACCUGAACUAAGGAACAUGCAACUUGCACACACUUACACACAGUUUAUGAUAAUGACUGAUUUGAUGAGUCCUUAUGUGAUCCCUAGUUUCCACCAUUUCAAGGUAUAUGAACGAGUUGAGACACUCUCUGUUGAAUGUGUAAGAGAGGAAAGAUCUGGGCACCAUUUCAGACUUACGUUAUCGGGGGCACAAUAGAGUACAUUUGUUAUGGCAGUGUUGCACAGUGAAAAGUGAGUGUUCUUGUGAUUAAAUGUGGUUUUUGUAGGUGGAUGCGAGUUGGAGCAAGAAUUUUCUUUAUUUUACUAUGCAGUUCACGGUCAUAGUGUUAUUGCAUACUCUUGUGUGUGUAUACAUGAGAUUUGGGUUUACAGUGACACAUGAAAAUGUGGUAUGCAUGGGUGAAUGCUGAACAGAUUGCAUGUAUGUGAAUGGGAUGUUGCAAAUAUUUUGUUUCCUGGUGGCACAUGUAUACAUUAGGUUAAUCUGUGCAAUGUCCUCUACUGGUUUUAAAGGGUGUCUUUCCUUCAUAUCAUCUUGCUAAUGUUACUGCAACCUGUUGUCUCUUCUCAGCUGCUUUCUGCAAGUGAAGCUACUACUCGUACUCUCUCUUGACAAUGUCUAAUUGCUAAAUAAUGGACUUACAUAGUGCUACCGACAGCUUUCUGCCAAAUCUGUGAAUACACAAUCUUUUGCCUUUUGUGUCUCUUUUGAAGUUAAUAUUCUUGUUUGUUGUCAUGGCUAAUAUUUCUUGUCUGAUACUCUUUAUUUAUUUAGUUUAGUGUCAAUGUAAUUUUUUUUUUUUAAUAAUCAUGGCUUUUUGACUCCUUGAUCUAUAACGUAUGCAUUUUCUUGGAUUACAAGGUUUAAAUGGCUGAAGAGUUUGGUGAGCCUUAGAGCACUUUGUUAGAUGUCCGCUUGUUUUGUAUAAAAUGUUUGGUUAAAAAAAAAUCUGAAAUGCAAAUAGUAAUUGUAGAUGCACUUAAAUGGAUAAAAUCCAGCCCGUAUAGGCGCCUUAUUGUAUUUUCAGUGAAUUUUUUUGUCAUUGAUCUGUCUUUGGUGAAUUUGGUUUCUUGAAAUUUAAAUGAUCUGAGAGUUUCACUGAGUGUGAACUGAAAUGUCCGCAUGCUGGAGAAAAACAACUUAGGAUAUACAAUUGCUGUGGGUGGAUGUUUCUUCUGUGAUGCUCAGUUAUUGCUCUGGCUCUCAAUGGACUGUAUUAUCUCUGUAAUAGUCUAAAUAAAUAUUUCUCAGGA